Messenger RNA from Gymnodraco acuticeps, 2667 nucleotides. RefSeq names its product retinal homeobox gene 1 (gene rx1). Lineage: Eukaryota; Metazoa; Chordata; Actinopteri; Perciformes; Bathydraconidae. Gene Ontology annotation, molecular function: DNA-binding transcription factor activity, RNA polymerase II-specific; RNA polymerase II cis-regulatory region sequence-specific DNA binding. The record is from RefSeq and is a predicted model, not a curated record. Gene Ontology annotation, biological process: positive regulation of transcription by RNA polymerase II. The transcript has 4 exons. Bases 193 to 1206 code for a protein of 337 amino acids.
GUCUGUGAGCGCUCUGGAUUUUACUCCGUUGCACUUUUUGCAGGACUGCUUUUUUUUGCCACCUAGAGACAUUAUUGAGGGAAAUGCAAGUGAGGCAAAUCCGGCUGAUUGACAGCGAGAGGAUCUGAAGGUGGAGAGGACAGGUGGAGCAACUUUAACAACGUAAUUACUUCUAACAGGGCCGGACGCUCGAUGCAUCUCUCUCUGGACACCAUGAUGGUGGACGACAGCUGCCUCUCACCCAGCAACUUCCACGAUCUAGGGAAAGGUGGGGGGCUCUCUGUGGGGGGCCGCGUCCACAGCAUCGACGUCAUCCUGGGGUUCAGUAAGGACCAGGACCCCCUGCUCAGCCCUUCAGGGACCCCGCGGACCCACAAAGUGGACAUCGAGGGUCUGGGGGAGCCCCAGGGGCCCCAGGAAAACUCCUCCUUCAGCGGGCAUCUCUCCUCGCUGAGGAACGGAGGCACGGAGGAGUACCAUGAUACCGGCUUAUUUACCAACAAGUGUGAUGAAGAGCUAAGUGAGCUGAGGAAGAGUGUGGAGAGUGACGAGGGAAAUUCUCCAGACCCCUGCAUGGACGAACAGCCGAAGAAGAAGCACCGGAGGAACCGAACCACCUUCACCACCUACCAGCUGCACGAGCUGGAGCGAGCCUUCGAGAAAUCCCAUUACCCCGACGUCUACAGCCGCGAAGAGCUGGCCAUGAAGGUCAACCUCCCCGAGGUCCGAGUGCAGGUGUGGUUCCAGAACCGCAGAGCAAAAUGGCGUCGUCAGGAGAAAAUGGACGCCAGCACCAUGAAGCUGCACGACUCGCCCAUGCUCUCCUUCAACCGCCAGCCCCAGCUCCACAGCGGCAUGGGCCCCAUGAGCAGCUCCCUGCCCCUGGACCCCUGGCUCUCCUCCCCCCUGACCAGUGCCACGCCGGUGCACAGCAUGCCGGGCUUCAUGGGUCCAGCUCAGGGCCUUCAGCCUAACUACCCGACCCACAGCUUCCUCAACUCCGCUCCUCACCCUCACUCCCAUCCUCACCCGUCCAUGGGUCAGGGGAUGCAGAACAUGGCGCCUCCCCCUUACCAGUGCACAGCGCAGUACCAGGAUAAAUACCCUCUGGAGGACGUGGACCAGCGCAGCUCCAGCAUCGCGGUUCUGAGGAUGAAAGCCAAGGAGCAUCUGCAGUCCAUGGACAAGACCUGGCACCCCAUGUGACUAACAAGUUAGGAAGGGAGACAUUAAGGUUGUUUUUUUCGGGUUAAAGGGUGAAAGACAUUGAGUCAAAUACUGGAUAAUAUGGCAGUGACUUAUCUGAUACCCACAGAGCAAAAAAUAAAGGACUUUGAACUGUGAAACCUGAGGAUUAAAGGACUUUCUUUGGACUAUUUGUCCUCAUCUCAAGGAGACAAGUGAACUCUUAUGCUUGUUACAAUGUUAUUUUUCACAUUCUUCUUCCAAUAUGAACGUUUUGGGUGUUUCCUUUGCGUGAAAUAAACGCAAUAACUUUAUUUGGUGACUUUUAGACCCUGGGAGUGAGGACAUUUCCUUUCCUAUCAGCACACCUCCCAUCGGAUGAAUGCAUACUUUCAUCGACAAUCACAAACAGAUAUUGUCAUGAUAUGAAAUCUCCAUAGACAGGGAAUCAUGAAAAUCACCCAAAUAUGGGAAUUAUACUUGCUCUCACCUCUUUUCCGUUAGUUCUGUCGGUAAUCCCACAUUCUGUUUUAUUUCCCCAUUUUCUUUUUACUAAUUAAUCCAAUUGUUUAAUUUUCAUGGGUCAGCUGAUCAGAGAAUACUUUGUGAAUGAAAGUGUGGUCUCACUUUAAUGCGAGAGCAGCUUUUAAAAAAUCAAAUCAGCGUCUCUGACUGUUAAACUAAUCUGUUGAUUAAAUUCCUAAUUAAAGCACGGCUGCAGAUUAAUGAUGCAGUUUAGACAACCCGGAGGAAGAUGGCAGACGAGGAAAAUCUUUCUGUACAAUAUUCGUGGGAACCAGAAUCAGAGAUGUGAGGCACCUUUUGACCAUGCCUGAGAAGAUACCAAAAAAAUAAUCCUGCACAAUCUUAGUUUUUCUGAUUAGAUGCUUUAAAGCAGGAAAUGCACGCAUGCUGCAGAGCGGGGUUCAACACAGUUUUUGCUUGAGUGGCUUCUUGAGGAGAAGACCUGUUGGCAGCUCAGUGUUGGUGCAGUGUGUACGUGCAGGGCUGCAGAAAGAGCGCUGUGUGAUGCGUCACCCCACAUAGUUCAGUCUUUGUCCGGCACAAUUGAUCCAAGUGUGUCCUCUUUGUCUGAGAUGGACGGGGCCGAGGGGACGGUCUGCACUAAAUAGGCCCUUGAAACCAUUUUGUCUUUCUUUCUCAAUCAAAGGAGGAACAUGGGUCGUAGCUGCUAUGGUCAUUAGUGACACAGUGUUGUUAUUAUUUUCCUCUCCCCCCCCCCCCCGUCUGUUAAUUGAAUGUGUGUCAUAUGAGCAGUAGAGCUACAUCUAUUAAUGAGACUUUUUAACGUCUGCAGGUAGCAUCUCACGUUACAGGAACAAGAGGGAGAGGAAAUCCUUCAUCUUAAAGUGCAAUUUCAGACAUAUUUUUAUAUCAUUUUAAUACAAAUUUCCCCCCAAACUUUGUGAUAUUUCAUCUUUAUAUGAAGUCAUGCACACACACUCACUACAGCAGCAAUUA